Messenger RNA from Arabis nemorensis, 885 nucleotides. The record is from the annotation of a GenBank genome assembly. Lineage: Eukaryota; Viridiplantae; Streptophyta; Magnoliopsida; Brassicales; Brassicaceae.
AUGGCUUCCUCCUUUAUAAUCCCGUCAAAUCUCUGUUCCUCCAUCUUCUCCAGCCGGAUUCGAUUCCCGGCGAAUUUAAUUUCCGGUGGUAACAACAAUCUUCGCGCUGUGAAACGACGCCGUUCGAAAAUCGUCGCUAGAUCACUCGAUCUUCCGCUUCUUCCCUUCAGUAUGAGCGAGGUUCUUGUGCCAACAGAGAGUAAAAAGCUGCAUUUGUAUGAAGCAAGGUACUUGGCUUUACUUGAAGAGUCGAUGAAAAGAAAGAAGAAUAUGUUUGUUCAUUUCAUUUUGGAUCCUAUUUCCAUAAGUGAGAAAGCAACUGAAGCAUCUUUUGCUGCUAGGUAUGGCUGCUUGGUUCUCAUUGAAAACGUUGAGAGAUUAGAAAUCGGUGCGCUUGUGUCCAUAAGAGGCGCUGGCCGCGUGAAGAUUUCGAGGUUUUUAGGGGCAGAUCCAUAUUUGUCCGGUGAGGUCAGACCAAUACAAGAUCGUAUUAAUUAUGAGAGCAGCAAUGAAAUAACUUCAAAAAUCUCCAAGCUGAAGGAUUCUAUUAAGAAUCUCAACAGCUUGGAGAUCAAACUUAAGGCUCCAGAAGACUCGCCGCUACAAACUCGUCUCUUCAACUCGCUAAACUGGGCUGAAGAUGAGCCACCGGUAGAAUGUGACGAAUCAUUCUUUCCGUCCCUCCAAGAACGUCUAUCAUUUGCAGCAUUUCAACCCGUGUCCGGAUCAACGCAGUCGGAAUUGUCAAGGUUACAACAAGAGAAACUAAAGGCAAUGGAUAUGAAAGAUACAAUAGAGAGGUUAGAACUGUCAAUGGGACUCAUCAAAGAGAACAUUUCCUCUAUUGCAGCCAAACUCGCCAUCCAAUCCUUGGAUAUUCUAUAG